Messenger RNA from Balaenoptera ricei (Rice's whale), 1924 nucleotides. Its product is annotated as zinc finger protein 350-like. Gene Ontology annotation, molecular function: DNA-binding transcription factor activity, RNA polymerase II-specific; RNA polymerase II cis-regulatory region sequence-specific DNA binding. The transcript has 5 exons. NCBI's taxonomy places the organism in Eukaryota, Metazoa, Chordata, Mammalia, Artiodactyla, Balaenopteridae. Gene Ontology annotation, biological process: regulation of transcription by RNA polymerase II. The coding region runs from base 333 to 1913 and encodes 526 amino acids. The record is from RefSeq and is a predicted model, not a curated record.
CUCCAACACGCCGGAAGGCUCGGAGGUCGGGCCGGGCCGGAGGCGUCCCUAGCGACAGCCAGAGAGGGGAUUGGGGCGCGACAGCGGGGGAGUGGGAAUCGUUUUGGAAGUGAAUUCAGUUUUUGGCAGCUGGCGGGAGCCUUGAGAAUCUCAGCAUCAGUCCUUAGAAUCAAGUGAAGUAAGGAGAAGGAAGUUCCAGAACCAGGAAAGCGUCACUUCUGGGGAUGCCAUUAAUUUGAGAUGUGAGAGCUAUGACCAGAAUUUGAGUGACAAUCUAGCAAAGUAAAAAAAGAAGAACCCCAGUUCCAGUCAUUUUCUAAGAACAGAAGAAAAUGACCAAGCUUCAGGAAUCAUUAUUAUUUGAAGAUGUAGCUGUGGAGUUCACCCGGGAGGAGUGGAGGCUACUAGACCCUGCUCAGAAGGACCUGUACCAGGAUGUGAUGCUGGAAAACUAUAGCAACCUGCUGUCCGUGGGGUAUCAAAGUCCCAAACCAAUUCAAAUCUUCAAGUUGAAGCAAAGAAACAAACCAUGGUUAGAAAAGGAAAAUAUCCGUGGUCAGAACUUUCCAGAAGUUGGAGAAAUUGGUGAUCAUAUGCAGUGGUCUUUGGAAAUCCAAAACAAGCGUAAAAAUAUGGAAAGAGGCCGUGAACACAGUUCAUCGGGAAAUGUGUUUCAUCUGCGCAGAAAUCUUGUUACUUUAAGGCAAAGCCAUGAUAAGUUUGAUGUACUGAACUCUAAUUUAGAUUUAGUUAACCAGAAUAAAAGCUGUGUAGUGAAGAAUCCUGACAAGUUUAAUAAAUAUGAGAAAUCGUUUCUUCGUACUAAGCAUGAAAAACGUUACACUGGAGUUAAAUGCAAUAAAUAUGGAAACACCAUCUUCACCAAUUCGAAACUCAGUAUACAUCAAACUGAAAAACGAAAGAAACAUGAGUGUAUUGAAUGUGGUAAAACCUUCAUCAAAAAGUCUCAACUCACUGUACAUCAGAGAACUCAUACAGGAGAGAAACCAUAUAAAUGCCUUAAAUGUGGUAAAGCCUUCUGUAGGAAAGCAGAGCUCAAUAUACAUAUGCAAGUGGAAAGAGGAAUAAAACCCCAUGCAUGUAGUGAGUGUGGGAAAACUUUCUCCAGGAAAUCUCAGCUCCUUGUACAUCAGAAAACUCAUACGGGAGAGAAACCCUAUACAUGCAGUGAAUGUGGAAGAGGCUUCAUCCAGAAGGGUAAUUUUCUUAUACAUCAGCGAAUUCAUACUGGAGAGAAGCCCUAUGGAUGCAAGGAAUGUGGUAAAGCCUUCAGUCAUAAGCCAUGUCUCGUUGCACAUCAGGUAUUUCACACUGGAAAUCCUCCCUAUGUGUGCAGUGAAUGUGGAAGAGCUUACUUUCAAAAGUCGAGUCUCAUUAGACAUCAAAGAGGUCAUACAGAAGAGAAACGCUAUAAAUGCAACGUAUGUGGGAAAGGCUACUCCACGAAGUCAAUACUGAGUAGACAUCAGAGAGUUCAUACAGGAGAGAAACCCCAUGGAUGUAGCAAUUGUGGGAAAGCCUUCUGCCACAAGUCCUCCCUCACUAAACAUAAGAAAACUCAUAUGAAAGAGAAAUGUGUGGAUUCAGUCAAGGUGGAAAAUGAUUUUCUUGGGAAUCACAGCUCAUUAUGUACCACAGAACCCGUACAGGAGAAAAACUCUGUUGAAACAAUGACAGUGCAAGGGCCUUCUGUGGCCGUGCAGACAUCAUUAAAUAUCAGUGGGUUCCUAGCCCAAGGGAAUGUAGUCCUUGUCGGACAGCCUGUUGCCAGAUGUGUACCCUCAGGAAAUAACAGAGAAUUUGUACAGGAGAGAAACCUCAUGAAUGCAGUAAAUGUGGUAGUGCCUUCAGUUACCAAUUAUGUCUUAUUUUAUGUCACAGGAAACGUGUAGGGAAGAUUUGG